This is a messenger RNA of Alligator sinensis (Chinese alligator), 470 nucleotides long. RefSeq names its product ribosomal protein L31 (gene RPL31). The coding region runs from base 54 to 431 and encodes 125 amino acids. Gene Ontology annotation, biological process: cytoplasmic translation. The transcript is spliced from 4 exons. The record is from RefSeq and is a predicted model, not a curated record. Gene Ontology annotation, molecular function: structural constituent of ribosome. Gene Ontology annotation, cellular component: cytosolic large ribosomal subunit; ribosome. Lineage: Eukaryota; Metazoa; Chordata; Crocodylia; Alligatoridae.
GCUGGGCACGGGGUGUGACAAGCCGGUGUGUGUCUUGCAGCUCCGCAGCCACAAUGGCUCCAGCGAAGAAAGGCGGGGAGAAGAAGAAGGGGCGCUCGGCCAUCAAUGAGGUGGUGACGCGGGAGUAUACCAUCAACGUGCACAAGCGCAUCCACGGCAUAGGCUUCAAGAAGCGAGCGCCACGUGCUCUCAAGGAGAUCCGCAAAUUUGCAAUGAAGGAGAUGGGUACUCCUGAUGUACGCAUUGACACCAGGUUGAACAAAGCCGUCUGGGCCAAAGGAAUCAGGAAUGUUCCCUACCGCAUCCGUGUGCGCUUGUCCAGGAAACGCAAUGAGGAUGAAGAUUCACCUAACAAACUAUACACCUUGGUUACCUAUGUACCAGUCACAACCUUCAAAGGUUUACAGACAGUCAAUGUGGAUGAAAACUAAGCUGAUUUUCAUUACAAUAAAGUUAUAAAAUGACAUUUA